Messenger RNA from Podarcis raffonei (Aeolian wall lizard), 4990 nucleotides. RefSeq names its product SH3 and PX domains 2A (gene SH3PXD2A). Lineage: Eukaryota; Metazoa; Chordata; Lepidosauria; Squamata; Lacertidae. The record is from RefSeq and is a predicted model, not a curated record. The transcript has 14 exons. Gene Ontology annotation, biological process: superoxide anion generation. Gene Ontology annotation, molecular function: superoxide-generating NADPH oxidase activator activity; protein binding; phosphatidylinositol binding. The coding region runs from base 946 to 4212 and encodes 1088 amino acids.
UCGGAUCUCCUGUCCGGGGGAAGACCCGGCCCCCUCCUCCCCUCCGCGGGCGGCAAGCAGAGCCCAGCCCUCCUGCCUCCCGACCGGCCGCCCCCUCCUCCUCCUCCUCCAGCCCCUCGCCUUGUUCGGCGCGGAGUGCAGAUCGCGGCAGCAGGAGGCGAAGCCGAGAAGGCAGGGGAAGGGAGCUUCGCGCCCAGCCGCUCGCUCGCUCGCUCGCCUCUCUGCCCCAGCCGGCCCGCCGCCUUCUGCCUGCCUCCUCCUUCCUUCCUUCCCCCGGGGCGGCUGCAGCAGAAGCAGCAGCAGCAGCUGCACCAAGGAGCGUUGCCAAGGAUCCGCCGCUGUUGGGCACGAAGCGGGGGCCGAAGAGAACUGCGCAGCGGCGACUCGGGUGUAGGGACGAGGGAAAAGGAGGCAGGCAGGCAUAUAGACACACGAGCACGCGGGACACCGCGCCGGGGAUCCGUGCAGGGACUGAAAAACUUGAUCUGCCUUUAGGAGGGGGAAGGGGGGGACUGAAUAGAGACUCCCUCCCAUCCAUAUAAACGCAGCCUUGGACCAGAAGGAAUCCCCUUAGUCCCACCAGAAUAUAAGAGCCGAGCUCUUUUGAAAGUGGCCGAAGACCAUUUCUGCCCUUUCCUCCCUCCCAGGGCCAAGGGGAGGAUCGUGAGCGGUGUGACCAGGCUCUCCAAGAUUGGUGCAGUUCCCAGUAUAUAUAUAUCUAAAGACAUCUCCUUCUGUUGAAGCUUGGGGAAGUUUUGCUUCUCUUCUGGUGCCAGCAACGAAGAAAAGAAAAAAGGGGAGAGAGAGAGAGAAGGGAAGGCACCAGCUUCCUAGGAAAUCCUUCUUGAGCGCCAAGGAGCCAUCCUGAAAGAAUAAGCACGCUCAUCAUAAUACAAGGAUACAUCUGGACUCUGUUUGCAUUUCCUGGUUUUCCUGGGGACGAAGAUGCUGUCCUACAGCGUGCUGGAUGCUAAUGUGGUGGACGUGGAAAAAAGGCGAAACCCAUCCAAGCAUUAUGUAUAUAUCAUAAAUGUAACGUGGUCAGACUCAAGUUGCCAGACAAUCUACCGCAGAUACAGCAAGUUCUUUGACCUACAGAUGCAGCUUCUGGAUAAAUUCCCUAUCGAAGGAGGCCAGAAAGAUCCCAAGAAGAGAAUCAUCCCAUUUCUUCCAGGUAAAAUCCUAUUCCGGAGAAGUCACAUUCGAGAUGUCGCUGUGAAGAGGCUACGACCUAUUGAUGACUAUUGCAGGGCAUUGGUGAAGCUUCCCCCUCACAUUUCACAGUGUGAUGAAGUCUUUCAGUUCUUUGAGAGCAGACCAGAGGACCUAAACCCUCCUAAAGAGGAUUAUGGAUCCUCAAAAAGGAAAUCAGGUGCUGACGCUAGUUCUGAACCUAUGAUCCUGGACCAGUAUGUGGUGGUGUCUAACUAUGAGAAACAGGAAAACUCGGAGAUCAGCUUGCAAGCUGGAGAGGUGGUGGAUGUAAUAGAGAAGAAUGAAAGUGGUUGGUGGUUUGUAAGUACCUCGGAAGAGCAGGGCUGGGUCCCUGCCACUUACCUGGAAUCCCAAAGUGGAAUUAGAGAUGAUUCUGAAAUUAACAUGUCCAAAGGAGGGGAAGUUUCUAAGAGACGCAAGGCACACCUGAGACGCCUGGACCGGCGAUGGACACUGGGAGGGAUGGUCAACAGGCAGCAGAGUCGAGAAGAGAAAUAUGUCACAAUCCAGUCAUACACCAGCCAGGGGAAGGAUGAAAUCGGGUUUGACAAAGGAGUCACUGUGGAGGUCAUUCAGAAGAACCUGGAAGGAUGGUGGUACAUAAGGUAUUUAGGCAAAGAGGGCUGGGCCCCAGCCUCGUACCUGAAAAAAGCAAAAGAUGACCUUCCAUCAAGGAAAAAGAACUUGACGGGGCCAGUGGAAAUUAUAGGAAACAUCAUGGAGAUCAGCAACCUGUUGAAUAAGAAAUCCUCUAGUGACAAGGAAACCCAGUCAGAAAUUGAAACAGCAGAAUCCCACAUCACCAAGAAGGAAAUAAGCUUGCCCAUCUUAUGCAAUGAUUCUAAUGGCAAUGCCAUGAUGACUCAAGACAAACAGAUUUCAAAAUUGGCACAGGGUUCUCCAGCCAUAGCACGGAUUGCACCACAAAGAGCUCAAAUAAGUUCUCCAAAUCUAAGAACCAGACCUCCCCCAAGAAGAGAAUCUAGUUUGGGCUUCCAGCUGCCUAAACCUCCUGAGCCACCAUCAGUGGAAGUUGAAUACUACACCAUUGCAGAGUUCCAGUCUUGUAUCUCUGAUGGGAUCAGCUUUCAUGGGGGACAAAAGGCGGAGGUUAUUGACAAGAAUUCUGGUGGCUGGUGGUAUGUGCAGAUUGGUGAAAAGGAAGGCUGGGCUCCAGCAUCAUACAUUGACAAAAGGAAGAAGCCAAAUUUAAACAGGCGAACAAGUACUUUGACCAGACCCAAAGUUCCUCCCCCAGCACCUCCCAAUAAAUCAAAAGACUCUGAAGAAGGAACAGUUGCUGGAACCAUAUCUUCAGGAGAUGCCCAGGAAAAGCAAAAGUAUGAGGAGCCAGAGUAUGAUGUGCCUGCCUUUGGGGCUGACUCUGAGUCUGAGCUGAGCCAAGGGGAAGAUGGCAGCUUGGAGAGAGGCAUGUUCCAUCUACUCAAGCCUUCCCCUGUGUCAUCCCUCCAAAGGGCAAAAUUCCGAGUUGGAGAGUCAUCUGAAGAUGUAGCACAUGAAGAGGAGACCAUCUAUGAAAAUGAAGGCUUCAGGCCAUACAUCGAAGAUGCUCUGUCAAGCAAAGAAUCUAGUGGGGACUCUGAUUCUCAAAGAAGUUCAUCACUGUCUCUGAUCCAAAGAAAUUCUCCGUGUUCUGUUUCUCCCAAGUCUUCCCUCCUGAAGCCCCAAAGCGACAAGAGCAUUCAGCCAAACCUUGGGAAGCCGCACUACCCCCGGAAUGAGGAGACAAAGCCAAGGUCCGCUUCAGACGUUGGUUUAAGUAGCAUGCCCAAAACUGGCCUAAAGAGGGAUACUGGGGAGGCAGUGUCUAGCAGGGCAAAACCAAUGGUGAGACCAAAACCUUUCCUGAACAAAGCAGACUCCCAAAGCCAAGAAAGGAUGGACAUCAGCACUUUACGUCACCAGCUGAGACCAACUGGACAGCUGAGAGGCGGGCUUAAAGGUUCAAGAAGUGAAGAGUCUGAAAGUCCACCUCGGACAGCUUCUGGAAACCCAGAAGAGUCAUUCAGAAGAAGCUCUGCAGAUCUCAUUCCCACUCAUUCCCAUGCCAUAUUCUACUCCAGCCAGCCAAACAAGGCAGAGAAUGAAAACAACUCCUCAAAAUGUAUCUAUGUAACUACUGAUUCUUACCAGAAAGUUCAAGAUUCUGAGAUCAGCUUCCCAGCAGGGAUAACAGUGGAAGUUCUGGAAAAGCAAACAAGUGGGUGGUGGUAUUUGAGAUAUGGAGACACAGAAGGCUGGGCUCCUUCUCACUAUCUGGUACUGUCUGAUAACCAACAACGGGAAACCAGUUUGAAUGAGGCUAACAUCUCAGUGACCAAGAACAGAAGGAAUGAAAACAAAUCCAACAGCUUGGAGAAGAUAGAGAAGAAGGUCCAAGCACUCAACACCAUCAACCAGAGCAAGAGAGCAACACCUCCCAUUCCCAGUAAACCACCUGGUGGCUUUUCUAAAACAUCUGGGUCUGUCAAAUUGCGGAAUGGGGUCAGGCAACUAGCAGUGAGGCCACAGUCAGUGUUUGUCUCCCCACCACCCAAGGAUAAUAACUUGCCUUGUUCCCUGCGUAGGAAUGAGUCUCUUACUGCCACAGACCACCUGAGGGCAGUACGCCGCAACUCUUCUUUCAAUGCUGCCCAACCUCAGACUAGUGAUUCUAAGAUAAAGCACACUGAUCGGCUGGGUUCUGAGGGGUCUGAGACAAGUUCCUACGUACCUUCUGAGCGCAAUGGAAUCCCAGUGUCCACAGUCAGGCCCAAGCCCAUUGAAAAAUCCCAGUUCAUUCACAAUAACCUUAAGGAUAUCUACAUCUCCAUUGCAGAUUAUGAGGGGGACGAAGAAACUGCUGGAUUUCAGGAAGGUGUCUGCAUGGAGGUCCUGGAAAGGAACCCAAAUGGUUGGUGGUACUGUCAGAUCAUGGAUGGAGGAAAACCUUUUAAAGGCUGGGUGCCCUCGAAUUAUUUGGAGAAAAAGAAUUAGAGUCUUUAAAUUCCAUUAUUUAUACUUUUAUACUGUGUACAUACGGAAGGAAGGGGGGAAAUACAAUGAUUUUAUUCCCUUUUUAUUCUAUCUAAUAUACAAGGGACUGUUGAUCUGACCUUUGCUAUGACCAGCCAGUCUGCCGUCUUUGAGGGUGUUUGAAGGAAUUGGCUUGUUCAGCAAAUAUCAAAGAAAAAGGCAGCUGGAACUAAUGGCAUUCUCUUUCUGUUUUGGUGAAGACUUUCAUAAUUUUGAGUGCAACGUGGUUCAUUAUUCCACCAUCCUGGUUGUCAUAAAAGGAAACCAAAUGUGUGCCUUUCACAGUAUAGUUUGGACCUGUGCAUCCACUUGCGAAUGGUGGGGAGUUUGGUGCCAACCUGGACAUGUUAAAAAAAUUAGCUUGUUCAUUUCUUCCACAUGGAGUGUUUCCAAGCUGUGGAUGAGUCUCCACCACCAGCGAGAUAUCUUUGAAUCAGCAGAGCAAGUGGGGAAACUCAAGAAAUCCAGUGUUGGCCCUUGGCUAUCACAUUCUUGUCUCCAGAUUGAAGACUUGGAGCUUUUUCACUGUGCAUUGCUAGUACCUGACAUUAAGUGCAUAUUGUCAGUUUCCCCCAAUGGCAUCGGUCAUACUUCUGUCCUGUGGUGAUCUCUGUGUCAACUGUUUGGGGAAGGGGUCAAGUUUUUUUUACUAUUAUUAUUGGAAUUAGAUGUGUAGUCAAACUUUAAUGUGGUUCCUAGGUGUUUGUAUGCACACUAAAAAUCAUGUGUUUGCAACACA